Daucus carota subsp. sativus is the source of this 2416-nucleotide messenger RNA. Its product is annotated as receptor-like protein CLAVATA2. The record is from RefSeq and is a predicted model, not a curated record. Gene Ontology annotation, molecular function: protein binding. NCBI's taxonomy places the organism in Eukaryota, Viridiplantae, Streptophyta, Magnoliopsida, Apiales, Apiaceae. The transcript has a single exon. Bases 98 to 2320 code for a protein of 740 amino acids.
GGUAUAUUUCUUGGUAUUAUUAUUAUCAUUACUACUUUACCAACUUUUAAUUAUUAUUAUUUUAAGCUAAUUUCAGUGGCUAAAUCUUGCACUCACCAUGGAACAAAACUGGGUUUCACCCAAUCUACAAAAUAUGAUUCUCCUGUUAUUUGUUUUGAGUUUCUUGAGCAAAGAUCGUAUCUUUUGUGCUUGUAUGUAUAAUCACAGUACUAGUGAUAGUAAUAGCACUAUUAUACAACAAGACAUCAACUCACUUAUGUUGUUUAAGUCUCAAAUUCAAGACCCAACUCAAAGAUUGUCUUCUUGGGGUGUUGGAUUUAGGUGUAGUAAUUUUACUGGUGUAGUUUGCUCAAAUGGGUCGGGUCAGGUCAUUUCAGUUAACCUAACGGGUAUGAGCUUGGUGGGUCAGCUUCAUUCAGGUUUAUGUGAGUUGUCACUUGUGGAAAUCUUGAUUUUGUCGAGGAAUAACUUUAGUGGCUCGAUUCCACCGUGUUUUGGGGGGUUUAGGAAGUUGAAGAUGUUGGAUGUUAGUUUUAAUGCUUUUAGUGGGGUUGUUCCGAAUACAAUCUUCAGGGUUAGUAGGCUGCGUGAGCUUGAUUUUGGACACAAUUAUUUUGACGGGGUGAUUCCGUUGUGGAUUGGGAAUUUUUCGGUAAGGCUUGAGAAGAUGGACUUGGGUUCUAAUAGGUUUGUUGGAGAAAUACCGGAAAGCUUGCUGUACUUGAAAUCGCUCAAGUAUUUAGAUCUUUCUCAUAAUUAUUUGUCUGGUGAUCUUCCUGAUUUUCAUCAGUCAUUGGAGUAUCUAAAUCUGGAUACAAAUUUAUUUUCGGGGACUUUGAGAUGCCUUUCAUCGUCUGUAAAUUCACUUACAGUACUCAGUGUAGCAAAUAAUUCUAUUGUGGGAGGAAUACCCACUUGUAUUUCUUUCCUUCGAGCAUUGACACAACUUAAUUUGUCAUUCAACUUGUUGAAAUAUGAUAUUUCUCCUGGAUUUGUGCUCUCUGAGAAACUAGUUGUCUUAGACUUGAGCUUCAACGAGUUAUCCGGUUCGCUUCCUAGUAAGAUAGUCAAAGCGACUGAGAAGUCUGAGCUUAUGCUUCUUGACUUGUCACACAACCGAUUCACCGGAGAUAUUCCAUUAGCAAUCACAGAACUGAAAUGCUUGCAAGCACUGUCUCUUUCCCAUAAUCUUCUUUCGGGUGAGAUCCCAGCAAGGAUUGGGAAUUUGACCUAUCUGCAAGUGAUUGAUUUGUCACACAACUUGCUAUCAGGUUCAAUCCCUUUGAACAUAGUUGGUUGCUUUCAACUGCUGGCACUAGUGCUAAACAACAACAACCUUUCUGGUGAAAUUCAACCCGAGCUUGAUGCCUUAGAUAGUCUAAAGAUACUUGAUAUAAGCAACAACAUGAUUUUUGGGGAAAUCCCUUUGACCUUGGCAGGCUGCAAGUCACUGGAGGUUGUAGAUUUCAGCUCUAACAAUCUUUCAGGGUCCCUACGUGAUGCAAUAACUAAAUGGUCAAACCUUAGAUUUAUUUCUCUUGCUCGGAAUAAGUUCAGUGGAGCUCUUCCUAGUUGGCUUUUUAUGUUUGAAGCAAUCCAGACAAUGGACCUGUCCAGCAAUGACUUUUCUGGUCAUCUACCAAAUGGAAACUUCAAUUUUAGUUUAAAUUUUAACAAUGGGGAUACUGUUUUACGGAGUCAAAGUGCAUCACUGGUUGCAUCCCGAGAUCUACGCAUCAGGCUUUCAUCACUGGUUGCUGAUAGAAAUGUAUUGACUGUCAAGUACACCCUCUCUUCCUUGGUUGGCAUUGACAUAUCUGAUAAUCAGCUUCAUGGGGAAAUUCCUUCGGGUCUGUUUGGGCUGCAUGGUUUAGAGUACUUAAAUUUAUCUUAUAAUAGUCUUGACGGUCAGAUUCCGCAAAGUUUGACAAACAUGAGGAGCUUGAAAGCUCUGGAUUUGUCACAUAAUUCUUUGUUGGGGCAAAUUCCAGAUAAUAUCUCUACCCUUGGAAAUUUGUCUAUCCUGAAUCUAUCAUAUAACUCCUUGUCUGGCAUCGUUUCCAAGAAAAGAGGAUAUUCAAAAUUCCCAGGAGCUUUGGCUGGGAAUCCAAACUUGUGCCUAGAGUCAUCUGCUCUUACGUGUGAGACAAAAAGGCAACCAGCUGUGCCACAGGCCUUGAAAGAAGAAAUGGAAGAAGGACCAAUAUCGGUUUGGGUGUUCUGUAUUAGUGCUUUAGUUAGUUUUUACCUUGGUCUUCUUGCAAUAUUUUGUUCACCUCGAACAAGAAUGUACAUUCUGCAAAUCAAAGCUGAGAUGUAAUCCUAACGUGAUUUUCUGAUGAUUUUUUAUUCUGACCGGCAUUUAUCUCCUGUUGUUGGAAUGUGUUUACUGAAUGAAGUAUUUGCUCUUUGACAA